This is a messenger RNA of Odontomachus brunneus, 3775 nucleotides long. RefSeq names its product E3 ubiquitin-protein ligase RNF13-like. The transcript is spliced from 9 exons. Lineage: Eukaryota; Metazoa; Arthropoda; Insecta; Hymenoptera; Formicidae. Gene Ontology annotation, cellular component: nucleoplasm; cytoplasm. The record is from RefSeq and is a predicted model, not a curated record. The coding region runs from base 687 to 2012 and encodes 441 amino acids.
UCUCAAUCGCGUCUACGCACUUCCCGCGUGUUAAAGUUCUACAGCUGACAGCUCAACGCGGAGAGUUUAUCACGUAAUUUGUCCUCGUGAACGUCGCGUGCGACUCCAGUGACGCACUGAUCAUCACUCGCGUCGUGUAUCGACACAUUCAUCGUCAAUAUCACGGGAAUUUGUUCAGCCAUGAGCGCAGCGGUCGGCAUCCAAAUGUAAGACGCACCUAACCUCGAAAAAAGUUCAGACACGGUCGUAACGGCUUGAACGUCGUGAAUGUGGCUGCUGUCGACCGUAUCGUGGUGACGCGAGCGAUCAUAUCACGCGGAAGAAGCACAUCCGGCAAGCAUCGUCUUCCGAAGUCGCGAGUCCGCGAAUAUCGGGCUCGUCCGCGCGAAUGGUGGAAGGAGCAACGAUCUUCGAAGAGUUCAGCCUCGUUGGCUUAUUAAUGGCCGGCUAAAGAGCGUACGCGACACGGUGUGACUAAUGGUCGCGUGUGAAUCGAGAGUCGCAAAUGCUCUCGGCGAGUAGCAGCUCCGAUUACGAUCUCCGUACAAUGUACUUUGUGUCUACCACGGGUGCAACCUCCGCGAUAACCGCGAAGUAGAUCUGGCGAUUGUAUAAUGAGCCACUCUAGAGGAACUCGUGUGCGAUAUUGAAAUUGAUGCAAAGGUGGACGUUCUGAGCGAUACAAGAUGCGACAGUGUUGUUUGAACCAUCGGCUCCUGCAAUGGCUUCUCUUUCUGAUUCUGUGCGCUGCGUAUGGCCGCGCGGAUAUCUUGGUGUUUUCCGCGGAGGCGAGACACCAAAUCGAGGAGGAAUUUCGAGAUAUGCCCGCCAGAUUUGGAGGUUUAAUACCGACCGAUGGAAUUAAGGGCAUGGUAGUCUAUUCCGAUCCCCCUAAUGCGUGCCAUGAGAUACAGGGUCCGCCAAAUAAUAUCAGUUACAAUAAUAAUUGGAUAGUUUUAAUACGACGUUACAAUUGUAGCUUCGAAAUAAAAGUUCGAAUGGCGCAAAAAGCUGGAUACGAUGCUGCUAUUAUACAUAACGUGAACAGCAAUGAAUUAGAACCGAUGUCGGCGAAGGAUCCAAUAGGAAUUUCGAUACCGUCAGUGUUUGUCAGCGAUGUUACGGGAAUAGUUCUCAAAGAAAAUUAUUUGUACAACCAGCAGUAUUUUGUAUUGAUUAACGAUGAUCUGCCGUUCAAUAUUAAUACACAUCUGCUUUUGCCUUUUGCCAUUGUUGUCGGAAUAUGUUUUCUAGUCAUGCUUAUUUUUAUGGCUGUGCAGAUUGUUAGAUGCAUAAAGGACAGAAGACGACAACGGCGGCACAGGCUACCUAGUUCCAGUUUAAAGAAGAUUCCUACACACAAGUACACGAAAGGUGAUCCGUAUGAGACGUGUGCCAUUUGCUUGGACGAUUACGUGGAGGGAGAGAAAUUACGAGUUUUACCAUGUGCACAUGCUUAUCAUUCAAAGUGCAUCGAUCCAUGGCUGACAAAAAAUCGAAGAGUAUGUCCCGUCUGCAAGAGAAAGGUUUUUACGGCUGAUGAGCAGGUAGUGACCGACGAGAGUGAUUCAGAUGCCGAUGACACGACACCUCUGAUUCGCGACGGUCAUCAUGGCACGCAAGGAGGAACGUUUACGCGACAGAGGGAGAAUCCCUUCAACAGAGCCAGGAGGACCCAGACCAGGCAGGAUAGUAACUCUAGCGUUAAUAGCUCGGAUUCCGAGCAAUCCUUCGCUACCGACGACAGGGUCAGUACUAGCGCCGGUGAGCCAUCCAGUGGCACCGCUUUUAUGGUAUCCGAUACCCACAGCAUAAACGGCGAGCCACAGGAACUACAACGUUCAGUUAGCGAUAGUAAUUUAUACGUGGGCGCUCAAGAGUACCCAGCAUCUGUUGUACAAAUCGUACCAGCACGGAACACGAGGGCUUCGUUAAACUCCGCGACAUCGAAUUCCGAUUGCACGAUCGCAAUUCCGGCCGCCGGUUCCAGCAGGAACGACGUCAUUACAUAAUGGCCUGACAUCGUCUGCGACCGUCGUCGUCGCAUGUUACGAACCGUGCGUGUCUUGCGGGUCGGUGGACGUUAAUAGAAGUGACAGGCAUACAAUGAGGAUGGAUAAUCCGAAAGUAGGUAGUAUUUUUAACGUCUGCGAGUCACCAUACUUCUCUCAGAUAAUGAUAUUAUGACUUUGCUUUAUGCCAAAUAUUCUUUCGCGCUGAUGCGUCCAGUAUACACACUCACACACAUACACACAUAUAUACACAUAUCUGAUGGGUUUACGUUAUAUUAUAUUAUCCUUUAUUGUUUUUCUUUUCCUGCGUCAAAUAAUGCAUACACUACUGACUACUAUAUAUAUAUUCACGGGAUCGAUGAUGAUCUGGUUUCUUAUUACGUGAUCGCGACACUGUUCGGAAAACAUUCAUUUUUUAAAUUUAAAUUUGAAAUAUGAACAAGUGUACACUUUGAUAAGGCAAACUGAUUAUACAACAUAUUCUUUAUGAGAUCAAAAGAUAUCAGUGACGUUACUUUAUUCUCCGAUUUAUCGGAAUUCCUGGUCAAAACUCGUUUUCAAUUAUUAUGUAGGUAAGACUGCGAGCUCUAGUUCACUGUUUAAUGAUUUAUAUUAUUUCGUACAUUUAACUUUAAGGACCACUUGGCCUACUUGAUUUGCGCUCCACGAGAUUGAAAAAUUAUUGAAGAAAUUGCGUUCUUAUCAUUUAGUUACCAAGCCGUUAAGCACGAUAUAGGAUGCAUAAGCGAUUAGUUUACAGCAAUUACAGCGGUUUACGUUAACGGCGUGUGACGAGCGCUGGGUGAUAACGCAGAGAGUGACGGAAAUAACUUUGUUGGCUAUAUAUCGGCUCUGUGUAAAUAUUAUUUGUUAAUAUAUAACAAUCAAGAGACCAAAAAUAUACACACGAAUUUCUCUCAGUGCAGGACGUAAGAUAUCGUUCGUAGUUGCGGCAGAUAGUGGACGAUUGCACCGAGAUGGUGAACAUUUUAAUGAUGUAAUUACUUGCAACUUACAUUACUUUAGACACUAAGUUGAUCAAGUUGAAUCUUUAGUGUUAAGUUUUACGGGAGAUUUAUUGUUAUCCAAAGUAUACUAUCGAACUACUACUACUACUACUAUUACUACUACUACUACUACUAUUAUUACUACUGGACCGUUUUAUAUAAAAGGUAGAAUAGUACUUAUGAAAUGGGCUGAUACAAUACAACGUGCUGACAGUUGUCGCACGUAAAUUUCGCUACUGUCAUAAAUGACGUUUUCAUUCGAUUUCUAAUGAACGCGACGAGACAACGGGGACUAAAAUCACGUUUUAAUGAGAGGCAAUAGCACAUUAUUUCAAUCAAAUGCAGCUAUCCGCGCUAACGCUCAUGGCUGUAUUACCUCAUCGCAAAGUGGAUAGAUCUGCUCGUAUGGAGAUGUUGAUGAAAGAGAGCCGCGAGAACAUAUCGAGCGGUGAACCGUAUUUUGUUGCUCGUAUAUUAAAAACAUGUACACGAAUAUGACUCAGUUCUUGGGAAAAGUGAAAAUAAUGCUUGUGAACGCAUCAAGUAUAUCAACGCGCACGGCGUGACGGCAACGUGGUAGGAUUGUAAAAAGAUAUGUAAAUAGCAUUGGAGGAUUCUAUUAUAUAAACGCGAUACGCGAAAGAUAUUUUUAUUUGUUUUUAUAAUCGUCAAAUCGGGACACAAGUAUUUGCUAUUAUCUUAUUGUUUAACGAUAGAUGUAACACUAAUAAAAAUAAAACAUAUUUAUAUUUUCUA